Quercus lobata is the source of this 1581-nucleotide messenger RNA. RefSeq names its product cytochrome P450 705A12-like. The transcript has 2 exons. The coding region runs from base 2 to 1516 and encodes 504 amino acids. The record is from RefSeq and is a predicted model, not a curated record. Gene Ontology annotation, molecular function: iron ion binding; heme binding; oxidoreductase activity, acting on paired donors, with incorporation or reduction of molecular oxygen. NCBI's taxonomy places the organism in Eukaryota, Viridiplantae, Streptophyta, Magnoliopsida, Fagales, Fagaceae.
CAUGGCCACAAUGAAUGAUUACCAAUAUUACUUCCUGUGUUUCCUCCUUUAUUUCCUCUCAACUCUCUUACUCAAGUCCUUGUUGAAGACAAAGAACCCUCUAAACCUCCCUCCAAGCCCACCAGUCCUCCCAAUCAUUGGUCAUCUCCACCUUCUUGGUCCAUCUUUAUUCAAAUCCCUUCACAACCUCUCCAACAAAUAUGGUCCUCUCCUCUAUCUCCGGUUUGGUGCUACGCGGUGCCUUGCUGUGUCAACGGCUUCCGUUGCCACUGAAAUAUUUAAAACCAAUGACGUUACCUUUUCAGAUCGACCACCGCUCGCUUUCAGCGAUAAAUUACCAUAUGGAAGAUAUGGAUUUUUCAUAGCUCCAUACGGUAAUUACUGGAAGUUCAUAAAAAAACUUUGCAAUUCUGAAUUGCUCAGUGCCCGUCAAGUUGAACAAUCCCAGGCUGUUCGACACGAAGAACUGACUUGGUUUUUGCGUAAAGUGUUAGAGAGUGCUGAGAGAAAACAGGUCCUUGACAUUGGUGCUGAGUUGAUGAAGCUUACAAACAAUUCUUCAUGUAGGGUGAUUAUGAGCAUGAGGUGUUCAGAUGACAGUGAUGAAGCUGAGAGGAUUAGGCAGUUGGUGAAGGAAUCCUUUGAGGUUGGUGCAAAGGUAUCCUUUGGGGAUGUGUUGGGGCCACUGAGGUUUUUGGCUUUUUGGCUAUAUGGAAGGAAGGCCAUAGAUUUGACCCUAAGGUACGAUGAGAUUUUAGAAAGGGUGUUGAAGCAGCAUGAAGAGAGUCCUCAAAUAGAGAAUGAGGAUUUAGUGGACAUACUAUUGAAAGUGUAUCAAGAUGACAAAGCUGAGUUCAAGAUUAACAGAACACAUCUCAAGGCUUUCUUGCUAGAUCUAUUCAUUGCGGGCACAGGUACCUCAUCAGAGGCCAUGCAAUGGACAAUAGCUGAACUCAUCAAUCAUCCUUACGUUUUCAAUAAGGUCAGAGAAGAGAUCAAAUUUGUAGUUGGUAGCACUAGACUUGUGGAGGAAUCAGAUGUACAAAGUCUCCCAUACUUGCAAGCAGUUGUGAAGGAAGCAUUAAGACUACACCCAACAGUGCCUGUUGUAAUAAGAGAGUGCCGCGAAGCUUGUAAAAUCAAAGAAUUUGAUAUACCAGAAAAAACUAUGGUGGCAAUAAAUGUGUAUACAAUAAUGAGAGAUGGAAAAACAUGGGAUUAUCCAAAUGAUUUUCGGCCAGAGAGGUUCAUGGUCUCUUCCAAAGAAAAAGAAAAUGCUAUGGAAUAUAUUCCUUUUGGGGCUGGGAGAAGAGCAUGCCCAGGUUCCAAGUUAGCACUCAGUUUGAUACACACUACAAUUGCAACAAUGGUUCAAUGCUUUGAUUGGAAGGUUGGUGGAGAGGGAGAGCAAGUUAAGGCUAAUAUGCAAGUCGGACCAGGCAUAACUAUGCCCAUGGCUCAUCCAUUUAAAUGUCUUCCGGUUGUUCACUUCAAUCCAUUUGCUUCUUCAAUGUAAUUCAAUAACUUAGACCACUUAAAUUGCGCUCAUCCUUUCAUAGCACUUGCUUUGAAAAUUAUGGA